AUGCGUGGGCCCAAUGACCAUCCAGACCCCCACAUAUUGCUACAGGCGGUCACUGUCGAGCUAUUAGGCCGGUCGCUCAUCGCCGUCUCCGAGAAUUGGUUUCGUUUGCCUGAGGAAAAUGUCUUAAUUCUAUUGUUUACCUCCAUCACUGAUGUCUCCAUGAAGCACCAGCAACAACAGCAGGAGCCGGAGCAGCAGAAACAGGAGCCGGAACAGCAGAAACAGGAGCCGGAGCAGCAGAAACAGGAGCCGGAACAGCAGAAACAGGAGCCGGAACAGCAAAAACAGAAGCCGGAACAACAGAAACAGAAGCCGGAACAGCAGAAACAGGAGCCGGAACAACAAAAACAGAAGCCGGAACAGCAGAAACAGGAGCCGGAACAACAAAAACAGAAGCCAGAACAACAGAAACAGGACCCAGAACAACAGAAACAAAAGCCGGAACAACAGAAACAGAAGCCAGCAACGAGGCAGCAUAACAUUCCAGGGGUGGCAGUAAAUCUCUUCUGGCACUUGAGGGCACCAGGAGCUGGCCAGUCUCAACCUCACUUCCCCGUAGUCGCCACUUUGCUACGAAAAUAA
Homarus americanus (American lobster) is the source of this 582-nucleotide messenger RNA. RefSeq names its product UPF0746 protein DDB_G0281095-like. The record is from RefSeq and is a predicted model, not a curated record. Lineage: Eukaryota; Metazoa; Arthropoda; Malacostraca; Decapoda; Nephropidae. Bases 1 to 582 code for a protein of 193 amino acids. The transcript is spliced from 2 exons.